AUGACAGAGAACCAACGAUUGCAAACAUUUGCAGCACUAUGUGCAGGCCAAUCAGACGCUCCAACGGACAAGGCAAGAGAUGCUAGUAGUGCUGGGGCUCAAAAUGGGGAUUCAAAAAACUCCAUUGCUUCGGCGCUAUCAUCUUCUGCUUCAUCAUCUACAGCACAACAAUCACAGCCCGCGCAAGAUGCCGGUCGGACAUCUCAUCCGGCAGUACAGAACGGACAGCAAUUGCAAAAUAUGAGAGGACAGGAAUUACAACAGGCGCUUGCCAGAGCGGCGUUGCAUGGUGGGACUGUGUCUCCGUCCCUCGCUGCUGCUCAGAGCUUAUUCAUGCAGGGCGGUUUGUCUACGCAACACAUUAACGAUGCUGCAGUGACUCAAAUGGCAUUGCAGCAAUAUCUUCAACAGGCACAACAGGCACUUUCAAAUCAGCAGGCAUCCCAGACACUGUCUACAAAUGGGGGCGGGAGUCUUCGAGAAAGUCACGCCUUGAUGAUGGCAGCUUUAACAGGCGGAAAAACGAAUCCAUUUGGACAUGUCACAGGAACCGAUCUGUUACAUGGAUCCCAACAGAAGGUGAUACCAUCUGCUUCGCCAUCAAACUUGGAAGCACCUACUGAAGUCGCAAAUGCUAUUGCGGGUGCAGGCAAUGUUGGAUCAUCGUCAGUUCCAACUAGCAUGAAGCCACCACCUCCUCCAUCACAAAAGAGCGUUGAAGCGACGCUGAGUACAGCCGGAAUACCUAGUAUCCUCGGUCAAACUCCUCCCAAAAUUGCUCCCAUGCCUGGAGCUAAGCCAAUUGCAAUCAACGAAGGCGGUUCUGAAUCGUCAGUACCCUCGGGUUUCGACGAUAAGAAACAACAAAAACGUGCUGCGAACCGAAGAUCGGCACAACUAAGUCGAAAGAGAAAGAAGCAAUACAUUGAAGAGUUGAAGGAAGAGAAUGAUGAAUUGCGAAGGAAAGAGCAGAUUCUUCGAUCUAUACCUGAUUUGAUCGUUGUCUUUGACUCUUCUGGAAAGCUUGGGUUUGUUUCCCCUUCUGUGUCUCGUUUCAUUGGCAUGUCGCCAGACGAACUCGUCGGCACAUCCUUCUGGGAUCGACUUUGUGAAAGCAGUGUCCGGCUGCUCAAGUCUGCCUUCAUGGAUGCACUUGCUGCAAAGAAGUCCGAUUCUGAUACUUGUCCUCUGGGGUCAGGGGUAUGGGAUCUGAGACUGGUGGACAAAGAGUCAAAUUACACCUUGGUUUCACUCAAUGGCGUUGUCCACUUUUCGGGGGAGGCACCUGAAUGCGUAUGCUGCAUUCGUCCUCUUGAACAGCAGCAGCCUGUGCAAAAAAUGACCAAUGAAGUGAAGAAGCAGCCCACUGCUCGUCCUGUCUCGAGCUGUGAUGGAUCCAGAUCUUCGAACAGCAGCAGGCAGGAUGCGUUAGAAAUCCGGGCCAAUCCCAAUCAAAGCGUGAUCAGCAGUGACACCACUUCUGCAGAUGACUCUGGCAUGAACUCAGCGAGAAGGAAGAAACCACGACGGCGAGAAGUCGGACGCGGUGCUGAAGGUGAAUCGGUUCGAAUCAGCGACGGAGACAGUGUCAGCGGGAGUGACGAUGGAAUCGUUUCGAAUUAA
Messenger RNA from Cylindrotheca closterium, 1623 nucleotides. NCBI's taxonomy places the organism in Eukaryota, Bacillariophyta, Bacillariophyceae, Bacillariales, Bacillariaceae. The record is from the annotation of a GenBank genome assembly.